CACUCAAAUCCAACGGCUAAAUAGCCUUCUCUCCAACGACCAAAUUUUCCAGUCACUGCAGCAUACCCUCCGUUCUCUCCUUCUUCCUCCUACCGUUUUCUGCAACUCAAGAUUUCACAUUUAACUGUACGUAUCGCCAAAAUGCGCCUUGUUUGCGUCUGAGACUCACAAAAUUAAUCUGGAAACCCUAACAGCGAUCGAAUGGCUAAUUGGAUCUCGAACAAGCUUAAAGUCGCCGAGACCUUCCUUCAACAGAUCGAUCAGCAAGCGGCGGAAUCGUUAAAUAAGGGCGAGAGGCCGCCGCGAUCUGAUGAACAAACGCUCAGUGUCGGGGCGAAGACCGGAGGCUCCGUGCCAUUGAAGGAUCAGCUGAAGAAGAAGACACAAGAAAGAAACGAUAGUGAUUAUCAAGGAAAAUUACGCAGUGAUUUGAAUGUUAAUCCAGUUAAUAACAGUGACGAGAGUAGUUAUAUUAGAGGGGUUAAUACUUAUCGUGAUAGAGAGAAAGAUAAAGAUAAAGAGAGUUCGAGUACCCCAAAACCUGCACCCAGACCUCCUAAGUCUACACUCACUGAUAGUGACUGGACCGAGCUCCUUGGCACAUCCAAUCAGCCCACAACUUCUGUGAAUCGUAGCAAUGGAGUGUCUGGGAUUCGUGGGUUGAGGAGAAAUGGUAGAAGGCAGGGGAGUUCAGGUUCGGUUUUAGAGGGGAAGAAGAAUCAGAGGACUGGUAAUGGUGUGACGAAGAGUGCUUCAAAUGUGGAUAAAUUGUUGGGGAAUAGAUUCAUUCAGAAGCCUAGUGAUGGGGAAGAGUCUAGUAGCUCAUCUGGCAGGCAUUCGAGUGUGGAAAUGCAGAAUGAUGGCAAUAAUUCAGCAGGACAGGCGUUGGAUCAUAAAGUUACAGGUGGGAAUCUUUUGGCGAAACAGAUUGACGAGGGAAAGGAAGGGAGUGGUAAGCAGUUUGAUUAUAGGGAAAUCCCUAUAGAGGAUGCUUUGCAGUCAGGAAACAAGAAUAAGCCUUUGGAAACAAUGUCCAAAGUGGGGAAAGUUGACAGGGUGUUUGAUGUGAAGAAGGGAGGAGAUGGUGUUUUUAAUGAGCUGGAGGCAAAGUAUGGCUCCAGGAGUUCUAUUUCUGAUAAUCCAAAUAGAGGUUCUUCAAUAAUUGAUGAGGGUUCCAAUUUCGAUACAGAUUCUGGUUCGGGUUCUACAUCCGACUCCGAAAGUGAACGAGGGAGGGAGCAAAGGAGGAUGUGGAGGGAGAAGAUAUUGGCUGAGAAAGCAGCUGCAAAGGCUGUGCAGGCCAUCAAAGAACGUGAAGAUAUGGUUGCUAGGUUGGAAGGUGAGAAGCAGAGCUUAGAGAAAAUACUUGAAGAACGAUCCAAACAACAAGCACAAGAGGCUUCAGACCUUCAAACAAGUAUGAUGGAAUCAAUGGAAGCUUUUGAGAGAGAGAAGCAAAAACAUAACAAUACAAGAAUGGAAGCCUUUGUGUUAUUAGCUAAACUGGAGACGGAAAAUGCUGAUCUUGCGAGAUCCCUUGCUUCUGCACAGAAGAAUCUUGAAGUAAAGAUUAAUCUGGUGGCAGAAAUAUGGCAACAGCUGGAGCUGAAAGAAGUGGCCCAUGAAGAUCUCAGGAGGAGGGUCUUCAAAACUCACCAGAGUGGAACCAACCUAGACCAAUUGGCGACUUCAAAAGGAGUUCAAUUUGAACAAAAGAUACUUGAAGCAGAGUACUCAGUCAUUGCUGAUAAAGUUCGACAAUUGCAGGACAAGGCUAAAAAGCUGGAAGCGGAUAUUGAAAUGACAAGGAAGGAGAUUGAGGAACCAACGGAAGUAGAACUUGAACUCAAGCGAAGGCUUGGUCUGUUGACUGACCAUCUAAUUCAGAAACAAGCCCAGGUGGAGUCUCUCUCGUCAGAGAAGGCCACUCUUUCGUUCAGAAUAGAGGCAGUUUCAAGGAUGCUUGAUGAGAAUAAAUCAAUGAUGGCUAGCUCAUUGUUGGGGGAUUUGGAAUCUGGAAAUUGGGAACUCUCCGAAUCAAAGCUGAGGCCGCUAUUCCAAGACAAAAUUCGUUCAGGCAGGAAGCACUUGGGAUCAUUGCUUCAGCAGUUGGAUGCUAUUUUCUUGGCAGGUACUGUGUUUCUGAAAAGGAAUCCGACCGCAAAGUUGUGGGCUCUGAUUUACCUAGUUUGCCUUCAUUUUUGGGUAAUUUACAUACUUCUGUCACCCUCACAAGCAACAUAUGAGGGAAAAUCCGGAGCUGUUAUGUCUUUGGAGAACAUAAAUAACACUGCAGGUCAAUGAUCUGUUGUAAAUGGUUUUUUUUUCCCUUCCAAAUUGCAUAUUUGCAUUUGUUUUACCUCAGCUUAUAAAGAGGUCUUCAUUGUCCUGGACCAACAAAAUCUGUAGAAUGUAUAUCUUACAUAGUGAUGAAAUUUGAUUCCAAGAUUAAUUAUCAA
Tripterygium wilfordii is the source of this 2459-nucleotide messenger RNA. RefSeq names its product golgin candidate 2. Bases 202 to 2304 code for a protein of 700 amino acids. The transcript has 10 exons. Gene Ontology annotation, biological process: Golgi organization; retrograde transport, vesicle recycling within Golgi. Gene Ontology annotation, cellular component: Golgi membrane; Golgi cisterna. The record is from RefSeq and is a predicted model, not a curated record. Lineage: Eukaryota; Viridiplantae; Streptophyta; Magnoliopsida; Celastrales; Celastraceae.